Uranotaenia lowii is the source of this 4893-nucleotide messenger RNA. RefSeq names its product transcription factor collier (gene kn). Gene Ontology annotation, molecular function: DNA-binding transcription factor activity, RNA polymerase II-specific; RNA polymerase II cis-regulatory region sequence-specific DNA binding. Gene Ontology annotation, biological process: regulation of transcription by RNA polymerase II. NCBI's taxonomy places the organism in Eukaryota, Metazoa, Arthropoda, Insecta, Diptera, Culicidae. The record is from RefSeq and is a predicted model, not a curated record. The transcript has 14 exons. Bases 1556 to 3196 code for a protein of 546 amino acids.
AUCGAUUCAGGUUGGAUUCGGGACCAGGAAAUGGUCUUUGAAAGGUAAUUUUCCCUGUGGGAGUCCGGUGUUUACUUGGAUUUUUUUUAAUUGUACUAAAAGCGGGUCUGCUUUAUCGGCGCCUUUGUAAAGGCGCACGUGGUGAGAAUGUGCAGUGAGAACAAAGAGGAGACAAGGCGGAGCCUACUGGGACUGAGAAGAUUUGACUCCGGAGAUAUCCUUUUCAUACUGCUGGGAGUUCGCGCACUGGGAAUUAGUACAGCGGCUGCCGGUGCUGUGCGGUGGCCAGAGCGAGAGGCAGUCGGUGUGUUUUGGAAUGGGGUUGGGAAACUCAAAGCCAAAGGGAUUGUAAAUCCGACAGUGGUGCUGCUGCUGCUGCUACUCUCUCUGCGGUCCAUGUAUCCGGUGUGUAUACGCACCAAUACUGCUGUAAGCUCAGCGGGGACUCACGUGCACGUGGAUGGAUGCUCGUUUGAGGGAGCGAGCUGGGAUAUGUGGUGUUGACCUACUCUGACGCACUGCCGGGAUCCGGUGUGCGGGAUGGAUGGAUGGAUGGAAAAACUCAAAAGUUAACGUCAACCCCGGGCCCUGCUCUGCUCUGCUGCUGGCUUGGCUGAUGAUGCGGUCGAUGCUGCUGCUACUGGUUUUCGGUGCUCGGUCGCUCCCUUGGUUGGUCGUCCGUCGUCGUAUGUAUGUAUGUCAGAGAAUAUCGCGCGCGCGGUCGUCGGUCCUUCGGUCUCUUCGCAACAGUAGCAAUAGCGGUGGUCCGAUACUGGAAGCAGCAGCCAGUCACCAGUAGCUGUACCAGUGUGGUGUAAAACUCCGAUCGUAACUUUGAGCUGCUGAUUUCAGUUGGGGUUUAGCAGUCACACGGGACGAACGUUUACACUCUCUGGAGAUCUGGAGCCAACCGGAAUAGGAGGGAAACCGUCUUUCUGGCGUAAAUCGGACACUUGAGACCAUCCAAUCGACAACACCUGUGUGCGUUGUGGCGUUAUCGAGUGAGUGAUAUCUGUGUUUUGUCUGUUUGUUGGGUCUUCGAUGCAGUAGAAGAAUACGUGCCAAGUGCCAUCGACAGCAGCUCGCCUUUUGGCCCGGAUCCGAACAAGUGAUUGUAGUGUGAUUUAUGUGGUUUGGGAAAACUGGGUCCAAUCCCUUAGGCGACCGUUAGAAAAGUGCCCAUCAAACGAAACCGGAAGUGACAUUCGGAUCGGUGUGUGAUAACUUGAAACCUAAAGAAGUUGAAGUGAGGCAAAUUGAAGUGCUCUUGUGAGUGUUGUGUAAUCCUAGAGGCAAACCUUAGGAAACUUGUGAACAACCAAUAAAUAAAAACCAGUUCAGGCUAACACCCCAGUGUUCCUGAACGCAAUCCCAGUGUUUGCCCCUUUUUUCCCCGAAGGCGAUCACAAUAGUUGCCACGGUGUACGACAACGGGCUAAAGCUGCGUUCGGACGAGACCGUGCCGGGCUUUAGCUCGGCAUCGCCCUGGCCGACGCUGGAGCUAGAAUGGGGCCGGAAGCUGUACCCGUCAUCGGUGCCACGUGGGGCCGGUGGGAUGAUGUUCGGGCUGCCACCGACCGGGGCCGACAUGAACCAGCCCCGUGGACCGAUGACUUCGCUGAAGGAGGAGCCGCUCGGGGCGCGCGCCUGGAUGCAGACUGCCGUCGACACGUCCAAUUUGGGCAUCGGUCGGGCUCACUUCGAGAAGCAGCCGCCGAGCAAUCUGCGGAAGUCGAACUUCUUCCACUUCGUGGUGGCGCUGUACGACCGGGCGGGACAACCGAUCGAAAUCGAACGGACCGCCUUCAUCGGGUUCAUCGAGAAGGAUCAGGAUACUGAUGUGCAGAAAACUAACAACGGCAUCCAGUAUAGGCUACAGCUGUUAUAUUCAAAUGGUGCCCGCCAAGAGCAGGAUAUCUUUGUGCGGCUCAUCGACUCCGUUACGAAACAGGCCAUCGUCUACGAAGGUCAGGACAAGAAUCCGGAAAUGUGCAGGGUACUGCUGACCCACGAAGUGAUGUGCAGCCGAUGCUGCGACAAGAAGAGCUGCGGCAAUCGCAACGAAACCCCAUCAGAUCCUGUGAUUAUAGACCGAUUUUUCCUUAAAUUUUUCCUCAAGUGCAACCAGAACUGCUUAAAGAAUGCCGGCAAUCCCCGCGAUAUGCGACGGUUUCAACAGGUAGUGAUAGCGACCCAGGUCGCCGUGGACGGACCGCUGCUGGCCAUCUCCGACAACAUGUUCGUGCACAACAACAGCAAGCACGGGCGGCGGGCGAAACGGCUCGAUCCGGAAGGUACGGCCAGUUCCCCGUUGGCAAUUUCGGGCCAUGGCCUGGCCCCGGACAGUACGUACGACGGCAUCUAUCCGCCACUUCCCAUGGCAACUCCCUGCAUCAAGGCGAUAUCGCCUAGCGAAGGAUGGACAACCGGUGGAGCGCAGGUUAUCAUCGUUGGCGACAACUUCUUCGAUGGGCUACAGGUGGUUUUCGGAACGAUGCUCGUUUGGAGUGAGUUAAUAACGUCGCAUGCCAUUCGAGUGCAGACACCGCCACGACACAUACCAGGAGUGGUGGAGGUUACGUUAUCAUACAAAAGUAAACAGUUCUGCAAAGGAUCGCCCGGUCGAUUUGUCUAUGUCUCGCUUAGUGAACCAACCAUCGAUUACGGGUUCCAACGACUUCAAAAGCUAAUCCCUCGGCAUCCCGGAGAUCCUGAGAAACUACCAAAGGAAAUCAUCUUAAAGCGAGCGGCAGAUCUGGCAGAAGCUUUGUACUCGAUGCCUCGAUCACCGAACGGUUCUUCGGGCUUCAAUUCCUAUACCGGGCAACUAGCUGUCAGCGUUCAAGACGGAGCUGGACAGUGGGGUGAAGCUGACGAAUACACACGGGCGCAGAGCAGUAGCGUGAGUCCACGGGGAGGCUACUGUAGCAGUGCUUCAACGCCUCACUCGUCCGGCGGAGGUUCGUACGGUAGCAGUAAUGGUUAUGCCACGGCUUCAAACAUGAGCGGUCUCACCUCCUCGCCUGCCAGUGUCUUCAACUCCUCCUCAAUUACUUCUUCGACGGCAAACCUGUGGCACUCGCAGUUGGUUCCGUCGCCCCACGGGUACCCGGCGACGGCUGCAGGGGCAGCUGCCGCCGCAGCCCACCAUCAGUUCUGGCACGCUUCGACGUCGUCUGUAGCGACCGCCGUCUAAGGCGGCGGUUCCCUCUAGGUACGGAUCCCUCCCUCGUGAAUCAACGGGCUGAUGAGUGGCGGCAGUGGCUUCAGUCCGUACUCGAUGACCACCUGUGGGUCACAAGGAUACACACCUAGUCCCCUGGCAGCGGCCACAACGACUUCUAAGUAAAUAGGUCGGACAUUUCAAUUAGGCCUAGCCCGGUCAAUUUGAGACACGUGCGACCAAAUCGAUCGAUCAUCUCGUCAGCGGAUAAUCCCAAAUUUGUUGUUUGUUAAUAGUUUCAAUAGUAUUGCCCCGUCAUUGAUUCCCCGCUUGCAAUUGUUCUUGUAAAAAGAUUGUACCCCGGUGAUUUUACGCCUGUAAAUUUUAUAUUUAUUAAAUCUUUUUUUUUUUAUUUGAUUGUUCUAAGUGCAAUAAGAAUUGGUAAAAAAAAAACACACACAGUCAAUAUGCGCUGUAAAAUGUACACUUUGUAAAUAGGGAAAAACAGUUAUUUAAACAAAGAAAGCGUAAGAUGCUUUGUAGUUAAAAAUUUUACUAUUAAAAAUAACUGCGUAGAAUGUUCCGACAAGUUCGGCGCGAGGAAAUUAAAUCAGAAUCAACGAAAUACCGUAAAGAUAAAUGAACAAAAUAAAAGAAAAUACAUAUCGUGCUUCAAAGAGUUGAAUCGACACAUAUUUCAUCAUUCAUAUCUCCAUGUCAAGUCGAACAAAAUAAGUUUAAAAAAAAUCAAAUUAUAUUCAAAACACGACAGCAAUUCAGGCUAAGUGAAACGGACAUCAAAAUAUAAAUUCUAAAAUAAAAACAAAACAAACAAAAAGCUGCAAUCCAAAAUAAAAAGUAAAACAUAAAAAGGGCAACGAUCCAACAGGUGACGCUAUAUUUGUAUACGAGCAAAUAAAGUAGAAAUAAAGUACUUUCGAAAUGUAGAACACGAUUUCAUAACAAUAAACAAACCAAACUUCUCUAUCAGUCGCUGCAGUACAUUUUUUUCGGUUCUAGAUUCGCGAAUAUUUAGCAAUUAUAUACAUUUCAUCUUACUGAUCUCCAAGCAACAAAACGAACGGACUGUAGUAUUUAGUUUUUUCAACACCUUCAAGGUAUUUUCUAGCAUAAAAAUACUUAUUUUAUUUAGUGCAAAUUUUUUAACACUAGCAAUCGAUGCCAUAGCUCCUGUAGAAUACUCCUACGUAAGUAAUAUUUACAUUUCCGUCAGAACACAGAACAAGAUACACAAACAGCAAAAACUCGAACUCUGCAAUGUUGAUCGAAAAUAUUUAAACCACAAACCAUAAAAUUCGAUCGAAAAACCUUAACUAUAAUUAAGAAUAAAGUAAUUGAAAUCAAUUAUCGUUAAAUAGUUUCAAUUUUUGCAAACGUCAACGGUAUUGUAAAUCUACUUGGAAGUAAACGGAAAAAACUCUUAUUUAUUAUUAAACCAAUAAAAUAGGCAAUUAAUAAAUUAUGGAUCAAAACCACUUACAGAAGAAGAAAUAAAACCAACAUAAAAUCAAGAACACAUACAUGCAGAUUUUGGAAACUAAACAGACAGUUUUUUCUAAAGUGUCAUUUGCGCGGUCGUAAUACCGGGCCGAUGUUGGCUCGUUGGAAAAGCUGAAUCAUUCUUGCAUGCAGCUCUAUAUAUAUGGUGCUCCGUCGAGAGAAACCUGAAUGAUGCGAUAGGAAGCGAAAUUGGUCUAAUAAAAAUAUUG